AGAAAAAUGGUCUGUGACGGCAGUGCCCUGGGCAGGCCCUUUAUUACAUAGACAUGGUUAUGGUCACCACUUCUGGCACCCUCACACUGCACCCUUCAUUCUCUGUCAUAAUCAUAGUUCAACCGUGUAAAAAGGCUUUUACCAUUAUUCCACUCCUUCCCUUCACCUCUCGCUUUUCAGACACCAAACUGUCUGAGGUUUAUUAGGAAACCCUCCUUCCCCACUUUAUCUAACCUUUUUGCUCUCAACUUUCUUUCUGCCUUUCGUUUCACACACCUCCACAAAUGGAUGAAUGGAAGACAGACGCACACAUUCCGGAGUUUGGGAACUGGGAUUUAACCAAUGACUUUCCAAUCACUCGCUAUUUCGAGUGUGCAACACAGCCCCGUCCGCUUCGUUACACCUCCUCCUCCGCCGAAACUCGUCUCCACAACAAACCUCCUCGCCCCCUUCGAAAUCAUACCAAACAGGAAACUAGGAACAAGGGAAGGAGGUGCCCGCAUGGUAAAGGAAAAGCGUACGUAGUCAAGGAACAGUCAAGGAAGCCAAACCGAAGAAGGAAGCAUAUGCAGGUGCAACAAGAGGACACCGUUCGGCGAACUCCCAAACCCGUUGACGAAGAUCUCUACAAGAUCCCUCCCGAACUCCUCCACACUUCCAACAAACGGAAGAAAAUUAUGGGGUUCAUUUCCAAGUGUUUUGUACAGCUUUCGUGUCACGAGAACUGCUAAGCUAGAAUUGCUGCGAAUGAAUCUCGAACGCUGUGAUUGGAAGGAGAAUUUUGGAGAGAGAAGGGAGAAUGUGUAUGACAGUGAUGCUUGUUGGUUUUUAAUAUGGGAUUAAGGGGUGAAUGUAUUUUGGUUUUUUAAAUUUAUGUUUUUGAGGGGAAUAUUAUAUAUAGUUUCCUAAUUCAUUGGAUGAAGUGAGAUUAGGAUGAUUCUGAUACGUGUUGCACGUGGAGUGAGUGAAUGUGAGUGUCUAACGUUAAUUAAUACUAAGAGUGAAUGCAGACGUUGCAAUUGGUGGCGGUUGUGUGGUGUCUCUUAUAUUGGAAUGAUGCUCUUGGUUUUGCUGGGAUCAUGCAUUCAUGCAUUAACUACUCGUACCAUCUAUUGUCACUUUCACCAAGCAAACAUCUUUUCUUAGCCAUGACAACACAAUGAACCAUGGAACUAGGUGGGCUAUGGUGGACCACAAUAUUCAUACAUUUAGAUUAAUCAAGUUACUGUAGUUUAGCUCGCACCAGUUUUUUCAAAUGCUCUUGCCACACUAGGAAAUCACCUCGAACAUGUAGUUUCGGUUUUGUUUUCCUCUCUCUUCUCAUCUCCAACUCCCUUCACCGGAUCCUUCAUAACUAUGCUUCCGUCUCGUGAUGACUUCAACAGCGCUAUAUUCCUCCAUGAGCUCUUCAACGUAAACCUAGGUAUGGAUCCGACAUCAAUAACAUCAUCGUACUUCAACGUUCUAGAAGCGCCAUAAUACUAAACUUGGAUCUCUACGUUUCCAAAAAAACAGAGAAAGGAUU
Messenger RNA from Vigna angularis (adzuki bean), 1525 nucleotides. RefSeq lists its product as uncharacterized. The transcript has 4 exons. The record is from RefSeq and is a predicted model, not a curated record. Bases 285 to 731 code for a protein of 148 amino acids. Lineage: Eukaryota; Viridiplantae; Streptophyta; Magnoliopsida; Fabales; Fabaceae.